UCAAAUAAACCUACUCUCUUAAUCUCUUCCCCACUUUCACAAAUUCUUAAUCUUUUCCUUUUCUUCAUUAAUCACUUUUUGGUGAACGUUAACACCAACUAUCUGUUUGUCUCAAUUUCUCCAUGUAGAUUUAUAUUAAACCCAAUUAGUGCUUUAAUCACACACAAACUUUUUCUUGAUUGAUUUUGAUUAAAAAAAAAUUUGAUCAUGUAAUUAGGAAAAAAUAGAUGGAAGUGAGCAGAAAACAAAAUGCCUCCUCGCCGUGCGCCGCCUGCAAGCUCCUCCGCCGGAGGUGCUCACGGGACUGCGUCUUCGCGCCUUAUUUCCCGGCCGAGGAGCCGGGGAAGUUCGCCGGCGUGCACAAGGUGUUCGGAGCUAGCAACGUCAGCAAGAUGCUUCAGGAGUUGCCGGAGGAGCACCGAGGCGAUGCGGUGAGCAGCCUGGUGUAUGAGGCGAACGCGAGGAUGCGGGACCCGGUCUACGGCUGCGUAGGAGCCAUAUCCUAUCUGCAGCAGCAGAUAGACGGGCUCAGGCAGCAGCUCGCCCUGACUCAGGCCGAGAUGCUGCACCUGAGGGUGCGGCAGGCCACGUCAGACCAAGCCACGAGCCCUAAUUAUAGCGGCUCGCAGCUUUCCUAUACGUUCGUGUCCCACUCCAAGCCGUCGAGUUACGACAUGGAUGCGGGAGCGGUCGAACACGCGACCUUCAGAGAGUCCAUGUGGUCGUCCACUUAGAUACCCAAACUAGAAUUGCUAUUUAUUUUUAUAUAUAGAAAAAUGAUAUGCUACACACCCGACAUAGGUGCUAUGAGAGCCUAUGACUACUUUUUUUCAAUCUGGGCUUGUUCAUAUUGUUAUUAAUUAUGAUUAUGAUUAUUAUUA
This is a messenger RNA of Salvia hispanica, 881 nucleotides long. Its product is annotated as LOB domain-containing protein 4-like. The record is from RefSeq and is a predicted model, not a curated record. Lineage: Eukaryota; Viridiplantae; Streptophyta; Magnoliopsida; Lamiales; Lamiaceae.